Penicillium soppii is the source of this 1836-nucleotide messenger RNA. RefSeq names its product siderochrome-iron transporter MirC (gene mirC). The transcript has 5 exons. Lineage: Eukaryota; Fungi; Ascomycota; Eurotiomycetes; Eurotiales; Aspergillaceae. Bases 1 to 1836 code for a protein of 611 amino acids. Gene Ontology annotation, biological process: siderophore transmembrane transport. The record is from RefSeq and is a predicted model, not a curated record. Gene Ontology annotation, molecular function: siderophore-iron transmembrane transporter activity.
AUGCCCCUUAUUGAUCCACGCUCUGGACCGUCUUACGGCACCAUGGAACGAGAAGACGCCCAUAUGGAUAAUGAGAGGGAGCAACUGUUGCAGGAUGACUACGAGCCUGAGGGCCAGCCAAGCGGGCUGUCUACGCCUGAUGAGAUGCUGGAAGGCGUUCAAAAGAUUGAAGCUAUCAAUAUGACUUGGACAACAAAGUCUUUGAUGGUGGCCUACGUCAGCAUAUUCCUCAUGGCCUUCUGCACAUCAUUGGAAGGUCAAACCGUGAUGUCGCUCUCCGCAUAUGCAACCAGUGCAUUCAGUAAACACUCGUUGAUCUCGACCGUCCUCGUUAUUCAAAACGUUGUCAACGCUGUCAUUAAACCGCCUAUGGCCAAGAUCGCCGAUGUCUUCGGUCGCUUUGAGGCCUUUUGUCUGAGCAUCCUUAUAUACAUGCUGGGAUAUAUUCAGAUGGCCGCAUCCACUAACGUUCAGACGUAUGCCUCUGCACAAAUAUUUUACUCCGCCGGCUCGACCGGCUUGCAGAUUCUCCAACAAGUCUUCAUCGCCGACAGCAGUGACUUGUUGAACCGUGCCUUUCUCGCACUCCUUCCUGAAUUCCCAUUCUUGGUGACAGUCUGGCUCGGACCGACCAUCGCGGGUGCAGUUCUAAGCACCACCUCAUGGCGGUGGGGCUAUGGCAUGUGGGCUAUUAUAUUGCCUGCAUCUUUCCUACCACUCGCUCUAACAUUGUUGUUUAAUCAACGCAAGGCCCAAAGACUGAAUCUGAUCAAGAAACGGACCAAAAGGCACACGUCCUUUACCAGCGUCUUGCGUCGGACUUGGUAUGAUUUAGACGUUGGCGGUCUGGCUCUGCUCUCUGCCGCCGUCACCUUGAUCCUGGUGCCUUUGACUCUUGCCGCCACUGCAAAGAACGGCUGGAAGAGUGUGAGUAUUCUUGUCAUGAUUGUGCUUGGCGUUGUCUGCCUAUGCAUACUACCGUUCUGGGAGUCUUCCAAGAAAUUGGCUCCCAAGCCCCUCCUCUCCCUCCACCUCCUCAAACAGAAAACCGCCCUUGCGGGCUGCGCAUUGGCGUUCUGGUAUUUCAUGGCUUUCUACUUUUCCGUUCAGCCUUAUCUCUACUCUUACCUUCAAGUUGUACAGGGGUACGACGUUGCCACAGCCGGGCGCGUCACUCAAACCUUUGCUUUUACAUCCACAAUUGCCGCGUUCAGCGUCUCUCUUCUCAUUAAAUAUACCCGACGAUACCGCAUCUACGUGACCAUCGGAUGUGCCGUCUACAUGACCGGCCUAGCCUUGAUGCUCACUUGCCGUGGCGAAGGAGCCUCACAGCUCCAAAUAUUGGGUACCCAAAUCAUUGUCGGUAUUGGCGGUGGCUUGGUCAAUGUGCCCGUCCAGCUGGGCGUUCAAGCGUCGGCCAGCCAUCAGGAAGUAGCCGCAGCCACUGCGAUGUUCCUCACCUCUAUGGAGAUGGGCGGUGCAGUCGGCGCUGCUAUCUCAGGGGCGGUUUGGUCCUCUGCCAUCCCACAUAAGCUUCUCAAAUACCUCCCGGAGGAGACCAAAGGCCAAGCUGGUGAUAUUUUUGGCAAGCUCACCACUGCGCUAUCAUAUCCAAUGGGAUCUCCUACUCGCAUUGCCAUCAACCGCGCCUACCAGGAGACUAUGAAUCGACUUCUGAUACUGGCGGUUAUUGCCACCCUUCCUCUUAUUCCUCUAAGUCUUAUGAUGGUGAACUACAAACUUGACAAGAUGGGCUACGGAAAUUCCGAACCCCUUGGCGACCCGGCUCCAAUUGAGGCAGAACAAGCCCCAGAGGAUAGGCAGCAAUCCAAGUGA